This is a messenger RNA of Trypanosoma cruzi, 1954 nucleotides long. RefSeq lists its product as uncharacterized. The annotation marks the transcript as partial. Gene Ontology annotation, molecular function: protein binding. NCBI's taxonomy places the organism in Eukaryota, Euglenozoa, Kinetoplastea, Trypanosomatida, Trypanosomatidae. The transcript has a single exon. The record is from RefSeq and is a predicted model, not a curated record.
AUGGCCGUGCCGACAGAGGCGGCGAAAGAAAAACCGCCACUUCAUGCGUACCCCGAGGCGAAGGUUGGGACUCAGUUUUUUUCUCAUCAUGGCAUUUAUUCCGAGCGGUAUAAUGGCGUAUGUGCUCUCACAGGCUCCAUUGUUCUUAUGGCGUCUGGAAGGUAUGUUAUGUUUGUGGAUGUGGUAAGCGGUAAAAUAAUGUCGACCCCAGGUCCUGAGAAUGGUGGUGUGGGAGCGGUUGCGGUGCAUCCUUCGCGGCGAUUUUAUGUUGUGUGUGAGAAAUUGCCGGAAAAUCCAUUGAUUCGUGUGUACACCUGGCCCUCACGCAGGGAGGUGGGGCAGUUUGUGGGCGGCGCUACCAGAGGAUUCAGUGCAUGUUGCUUUAGCGCGGAUGGAACCAUGAUGGCAACUGUUGGAAUGUACCCUGACUAUUCCCUGGCAGUGUGGAACUGGAAAACACGGGGGAUGAUUUUGCGCAACAAGUGCUAUGGUUCCGAUGUGUACACGGUCUUGUUUAGCUCUUUUGACAGUGGUGUUCUUGUGACAGGCGGGGCAGGACACAUCAAGUUUUGGUCGAUGGCAAAGACAUUCACAGGACAGAAGCUGCAGGGAGUUUUGGGUAAAUUUGGAAGGCUGGAGAUAAGCAAUGUGCCGGGUUUUGCCGUAUUGUCGGAUGGCAAAGUGCUCUCGGGCUCCGAGAGUGGACUUAUCCUCCUGUGGGAGGGUGAUCUUGUGCGCUGUUGCUUUGUUCGGGAGAUUAAGAAGACCGCGGUGGAUGGAGCAGCUGCUCUGGCGGUACAAACAUAUGAUUACUGGCCUUGUCAUGAGGGCACGAUAAAUGUGGUGGAGCUUCUUGGGGAUGGUCGUAUUGUGCUCACAGCAGGAGAAGACGGGUAUAUGCGCUACUGGCUUGCUAGUGAGUUGGAGACGGCAGAGGGCGAAGGUGCUCCGCCGUUGUAUGAGCCGAAAUGCCUUUUUGAGGUGCUUGUUGACCCUCAUGCUCACAUUCGCGCCUUGACACUUUGCCGUGAUAUGGAUGAAUGGGUCGUACUUGAUAGUACUGGGGUCUUGUGGCGCGUUCCUUUUAUUCCACCGAAUGUUAUUCUCGGGAGCUCGCCUGGCCGUAUGAAAGAACCAGCUCAGGCAGCGUUGAGGUUUAACGGUGGUGGUAUCACAAGUGCGGCCAUUUCUCCAAUUGAUCAUACGGUUGUGACAGGUGGUGAGGAUGGCACAAUUCGUCUUGUUGACUACGUGACGCCAUGUGAGGUGUAUAAACUGAUGAUGCCAGCAUCAACGACUGUCGUCGCCCUUCACUUCUUUCGCACGGACAAAACUGGGAUGAAGUUUAUUGUGUGCUGUGAAAAUGGAACAGUUGGACUUCUACAACGUGGAAAUAAGGCGUUUGCGUUGCUUGGCCAGUGGCGGCCACACACAGAGGGACUCACGGCGAUGGCGGUCGAUCGGGAAGAGCGCCGUCUUUGCACCAUUUCCACGAAUGGCACGGCAUUUUUUUUCGACAUUAAACGGGAUAUUUCCUUACUCGAGCCCAUUGGUUUUUGCCGUCUUCCGUUGAAAGAUGUUCGGUGCGUGGCGUGGGACGAUGCGACGUCGUGUAGCUUGGUGGGGUGCGAGUGUGGGAAGGUGUUGGCGAUCCGGGCACCCAAAAUGGAGGAGAUGGACCACACUGUGUCCUUCGAGUUUAAUUGCAUUUACGCUCUUGUUGGUAUCCGUCAGAAGAAGAAGGUAGAGAAGCAACAAGUCAAGGCAGCCACUGCGGGAAGGGUGGAAGGGCUGCAAGAAGAAGAAGAAGAAGAAGAAGAGGAGGAGGAAUUGGGGCCAUGGCCGGUGCGUCUUAUUUGUCCGCUACCGAGUGGCUCAUUUGCGGUGGGUUCCGGGGCGGCAGAGCUGCUGUAUCAAUAUAACCUUAAACGUCGAUACGAUAACCUUACGGAGC